AUGAUAUUUUUGGAUCGAUUAAGCAAUAGUGACUACAUUUAUAGUAAAUAUAUAAAUUUUAAUUUCAAAUUAUUUCCAAUAAUAUUGCGCACCGGCCACAAAAUGAGUCACAUAAAUCUGGACAAGCCCCGGUACGAUCAGGGCACGUACAUGGGACGCGCGAAGCACUUCCUCUUGCUGACAAACCCGAUCAACGCUUUUGCCAGCAACUCCGACCUGGAAGAAGCUCGGAAAAUUGUCACUGAAUUCAGGAAGUCUCGUAAAAUGCCGCCAGGCUACGAUGAAGACAAGCUAUGGGCAACCAAGUACUUGUACGAUAGCGCGUUCCAUCCAGAUACGGGGGAGAAAAUGUUCGUGCUCGGCCGCAUGUCCGCUCAGGCCCCCAUGAACACUAUCAUCACUGGAUGCAUGAUAACAUUCUACAAGACGACUGCGGCCACGGUGUUUUGGCAAUGGGUCAAUCAAACCUUUAACGCGGUCGUCAACUAUACCAACAGAUCUGGCGACGCACCGCUACCUACCUCACAACUUAUAGCCUCGUACUGUGCCGCGUGUGGUGGCGCCCUUUCUACUGCUCUCUACCUCAACAGCAAAGUUAAGAACAUGAGCCCAAUCUACGCUCGCUUGGUGCCUUUCGCGGCAGUGUGCGGCGCCAACUUCAUCAAUAUCCCCAUGAUGAGAAGCGGGGAGCUAAUAAACGGCACGCCCGUUUUCACGGCGGACGGCACGCGCCUGGGCGAGUCGAAGCGCGCGGCCAAGUACGGCAUCGGGCUGGUCUGCAUAUCCAGGGUACUCAUGGCUUUGCCCGGAAUGACGGUAACACCUAUGAUAACUAACAUCGCGACCCGGCGCGGGCUGUUCUGCCGCCGGCCCUUGAUGGUGAUACCCUUCCAGCUGUUCCUCGUAGGGCUGUGCGUCACCUUCGCCACGCCCUUGUGCUGUGCUCUCUUCGACCAGCGCGCAGCCAUCUCCGUGGACAGCCUGGACCCGGAGCUUAAGGAAACCGUAAAGAAGAAUCAUCCCAAAAUCAGCGAAGUGUACUUCAACAAGGGCCUG
Molecule: messenger RNA, 1056 nt
Organism: Brenthis ino (lesser marbled fritillary)
Lineage: Eukaryota; Metazoa; Arthropoda; Insecta; Lepidoptera; Nymphalidae
Source: the annotation of a GenBank genome assembly